Molecule: messenger RNA, 1665 nt
Organism: Penicillium canescens
Lineage: Eukaryota; Fungi; Ascomycota; Eurotiomycetes; Eurotiales; Aspergillaceae
Product: putative tRNA-specific adenosine-34 deaminase subunit Tad3
Exons: 3
Coding region: 1-1665 (554 amino acids)
Molecular function (GO): catalytic activity
Source: RefSeq, a predicted model, not a curated record
AUGGACAUUGAAAAGACUAUCAGGGACCUCCAGCCCCUCUGCGGGAAGGUCACCCCCAUUCGGACCAUUCAAGAGACAAGACCUCCAGAAGAUUUUGCCGACGCCUAUGUCGCAGAAGUCAACGUGAAAUCUGCAUCCAAAGUAAUCAAGGCUCUCGACUCUGCCUUCCCAAAAGACCCUUCCCUCCCACUACCUCACCUCCGUCGCUUUGCCAAAAGAGAGAUACUCCCACCGCAGCUGCGAUCAGCAAUUGAAGAACAAAGCGCACCUUUGACGGCACCAGUGCAGACGAUCUUUGUCCUUAUCUCCCCUCCCCUGCCUGCCCUUGACAAACUUCAGGCUCUACUCGCUCCAUUUGCGCCGAAUGCUGCACCCACCACCCCAGGCCAGACCCCCGAAGAAGCCUCGCCGCCCGAUUCCCCAAGCCCAGAGAUCUAUCUACAUCCCAUCAGAAUUCCUCUCUACCCACCCUUCAACGCCAAACAGGCUGAUGCAUGGACCAAGACCCUCUGGCCGGUGGUUUUCAACCCGGCUGCACCUCGCUCAACAGUCGCCCCGCCUCCUCAGACCUUGAAUCGCGCACAGGAAUCCAUUGAGCCACGGGCUGGAUACUAUUUAUCCCUCGCGCGCAAAGUCGCAGAGGAAGCAGAACAAUCCGGGCUCGGCCGCGGUGUAGGCGCAGUGAUAGUCGACCCGGCCAUUGAGGAGCUCUCUGCCGCAAGCUGGGAGUCUGGAGCUGACGAGACAGCCGAUUGGGAUGAAGCAGUUCUUGCAGUUGCCGGCGAUGCGCGAUACUCCCGCUCCGAGGCUGGUGCCCCCUCCCAGGCACAGCUACAUCCCGGUGUAGCACCGAACCCAGCCAGCGCCACAUACAAUGCAGAUAUCGAAGGCGGGCCCGAAUUGCACGCAUUGAUGCGCGCAGCAGACCUUGUUGCCCGCUGGCGACGAGAGAACGAUAACCGUGGUGAUGUGACUGCAUCGACUACAGACCCAUCAAAUCUAGGACACUCAGAAGAUACGGCGAAAUUGAGCCCGCUCGAAUCAUACUUCUUGUACCGCCAUCGUUCUGGUACUUCAGGUACCAAUAUUGACGAAGCAUCCUUUUCUCCGUCCUCUCCGAAAAAGAGGAAACACGAGCAACCAAACCCCGAGUCUUGCUCUGCCAUCGACCCAUCCAACCCCGAGCAGUCUCAGCUUGAUCACCCGCCUUUACCUGCCCCUCCUCCUUCUACAGCGGCUGUCUCUGAUCCCCCCAUACCAACUACAACCUCAGCAACUUCCCGCAUCCGCACCCGCUCCCAGGGCGGUUAUCUUUGUACAGACCUGGAUGUCUAUCUUUCCCACGAGCCUUGCCUAUGCUGUUCCAUGGGAAUGCUCCUUUCGCGAUUCCGGGCAGUAAUUUUCCCCAGACGUGGGAGGUUGGAAAGUGGAGGUCUUGCCUCUGAACCGGUUGUUGCUCCUACCACUGAUCAGAUCGAUCAUGAGGAUACUGGUGCUAACGGUCAUACCUCUGCCGAGGCUGAUACGGAAGGACAAGAGGAGAGGGGAUACUACGGGCUGCACUGGAGAAAAGAAUUGAAUUGGCGAGCUCUUGGUUUCGAGUAUGUGGAAGAAGGCGAUGAAGAGAAAGAGGAUGGACCUGAAAGACCCGUCUUCCAUGCUUAA